AUGUCGCAGCCAACUGCUAUUACCCCCGCGGGUGACGAUGCAAUUUCACUCUUAAUGGCCAGCAUCGGAGCCUUGUCCGCAAGUAUGGUAGCAAGACUCGAGGCGAUCGAAGACCAACUCGACAAGGCUCGUGAGGAACAAAAGGACUUCAACAAAACUCUUCUUAGUCAAAUUAAUCAAAUAGCCGAUCUGCGACAGAAGGUUCAAUACAGACCGGUAUUCAAAGCACCUGCAUCCUCACACACCGACACAUCCGAAGCCGCAUCCCAGGGUUCCUCGAAGAACCUUGGAAGCGAAGGAAGUCUCGGUGUACACGCUUGA
Molecule: messenger RNA, 321 nt
Organism: Postia placenta MAD-698-R-SB12
Lineage: Eukaryota; Fungi; Basidiomycota; Agaricomycetes; Polyporales; Adustoporiaceae
Exons: 3
Coding region: 1-321 (106 amino acids)
Source: RefSeq, a predicted model, not a curated record